UUUCGAUAUAUAAAUGAAUAUCAUAUUGAUGUAACAUUUUCUAUAUACUAUCCUAUAUAUUAUGCAUUCAUAUAGACUAAAUUGUAUAGUGGCUGUCAGGGAUUUUCCAGUGGCUUGUUUUUGUGAGCCAGAUGACCUUGAAUCACCAGAACUGAUAUGAAGCCUUUAAAACUGUAAACAAACUUUGGAAACGCGAAUUGGGACUGAAAGGAUAAUGAUUAUAUUUUCUAUAGAGUUAAAGGGGUAUAGCAGUUCCAGUUAUACUAUGACUUUCAAGGAGUUGCUACAGAAAAUUAUAGACGUGAAAAAAAAAAAAAACACAUAUUUAACCAAUUAAUUCGUCUGGGUUAAAUAAGAGAGACAAAUGAAAGAUAAAGCUGUGGGCUGUUACCUCGUUCUGUUCUCCAGCUUUUUUUAGCUGGCAUAUUUUUUAACCACCAGAGGCCCUAAUCUAACAUAAUUCUGACUGGAAAUGUUUUUUUCUUAAAAGCAUAUAGUCUGUAUUGAUACAAGAGUCGGCUAGCCUUUAUUUUUAUUUGGGAGGUUUAAAAUUGGUGCUAUUGGUUUACAGACUAAAUUGCGCGCAUCUAGUCUAGUAUUGUUUCUAACUGUGAACUACCUCGGAGGAGAAAUAAAAGUAAAGUAUGCCUGCUUCAAAGUAAAUGGAUUGGCUGCAGUUCGAUCAGUGUACAAAGAAAGAGAGGGUCGGAGCUGCAGCGCGUCGCAUUCAUUCAGCAGCGCUCGUGUUGCGUGAAUUACGCACGAGAGGAGAGUGGACGUGAAUAUUCAGCAGUGGACUCGGAGCUCAGUGCGUAACACGGAGACGCCGGGAACCCCCAGUCUACGAGGAAAGACAUGGAAGUUUGCAAAGGACGUUUGCUGGGCAUCUCGGUGGCCGUUGCGCAUGGAUUUUUUUCGGGAUCGCUGAAUAUUUUGUUAAAAUUCCUCAUUACGACCUACAGCUUUACGUAUCUGACUUUAAUUCAGUUUCUAACCAGCGGCACUGCGGCUCUCACAUUAGAGGUGCUGAGGAGACUGGGCAAAAUAGAUAUACCACCCUUCAGCUUCCAGUUAGUCAAAGUUUUUGCAAGUGUCUGUAUUUUGGCAACUUUGCAGUCCACGUUAACCCUCUGGUCUCUCAGGGGAUUGAGUUUACCCAUGUAUGUUGUGUUUAAGCGAUGUUUGCCAUUGGUAACGCUCGGGAUUGGAGUGUGUGUACUGAAGAACGGGAUCCCAUCAGCUGGGGUAAUAACUGCUGUUCUCAUCACCACUGGAGGAGCAGCAAUGGCUGGUGCUGGAGAUCUAACAGGUGACCCCUUCGGCUACGUGACUGGCAUUUUAGCUGUGAUCGUCCACGCCUCCUACUUGGUGCUCAUCCAAAAAGCGAGUGCAGACAGUGAUUAUGGGCCGCUCACAGCCCAGUACACCAUUGCAGUGGUGGCCUCUCCCGUUCUCUUCAUCUGUUCCAUUGUAAGCAUGGACGCCAUUAACAUGUGGACAUAUGAAGGUUGGAAGAACCCGUAUAUCACAGGCAUCUUCUGCAUCUGCAUUCUCAUUGGCUGUGCGAUGAACUUCACCACACUGCACUGUACCUAUAUCAACUCGGCCGUCACCACCAGUUUUGUGGGGGUGGUCAAGAGUAUAGCUACUAUCACUGUGGGCAUGUUUGCCUUCAGUGAUGUAAUGCCAACCAAACUGUUUGUGGUAGGCGUGGUAGUGAACACCAUCGGCUCCAUCACUUACUGUGCGGUGAAGUAUCACGAAACCAAAAAGAAGUUAGCCUACCAGGAUAUGGAUGAGUCUGCUAAGGAUGAAGAACUUCCAGGAGAACCUUAUGUGGAACCAGCCAAGCCUGAUGGAGAUAUGGAAACUCUUCCAAAUAAUCUGGAGAGUGUUCCCAAUGGCAGCCUGACAGCAUCAGUUGACGGCAAUGACCAGGGUUCUAUUCGUGAGAAUAAAGUGGCAGAGUCCAUAGAAUUAGAAAGACCGGGGAUCCCGACGGACGAUCCUACGAGACAAUCUCUGAGCGACAGUUACGUAGGGGUCUGGAAAACCAUUCAUACCUUAAAGUUCUUUAAGAAAGACACUUUACUUGACAACAUGGAGGUUCAAAGUCCUUGAUGAUUGGUUUUAUGCUUGAAAGAAGUGCAUGUUAAGUUUAAGUAUUGUUGAACUGAUGAUGUGAACAAUGUUUGGCUUUUUCUCUUCUGAACGUCAUUUUAUGAAAAACAUUUAUUUUUUAUAAAAAGGUAUAGUCUGUUUGUAUAUUAGAGGGAGUAUAACUAUAUGAAAUUGAGGAAUCCCCAAUAACAGAUGUGCCAAUUUAUUGCCUAAAAAUAAAAUAUCCUUUCAUUUGCGAAUCGGUUUAAAAUUACUUUGGGGGAAAAAAUCUAAUAUCUUAAUAGAGCUGGUCUACUAAAAAAUGACAAUUCUACCUUCAUUUAUUAAUAUUCAUAUCAUAUGAUUUUCUUUGUUCAGUUCCCAUUAACUUCCAUUAUGUGGACAACAGUGGAAGUCAAAAAAAUUCUUCAAAAUGUCUUUUUCUUUUUGUGUGUGUUUGUAAUGUCAUGAGGGUCAGUAAAUGAUGACAGAAUUUUUAUUUCUGGGUGGACUAUCCCUUUAAAUUUAUUUUGAAUGAUUAUUUAUGUUUCUAUGCACGCAGUGUCUGUGCCUGUAUAUUUUCUGUGGUUUGUCUACGAAUGCAAAUCUUGAAUAGGAGUGAUUGAAAUAUCCCAUUUGCAUGUAAUAUGAACAAUUAAUUGAAACUGAUUUUACAUCAAAAUUCUGAUCUUUGUGUAUCAUCUUUAAUAAUGCCCACCAAUCGAGAGACAAGUAGAAGUCUUAUGGGGAUCUCAUCACAUCCAAACAAAUUAUCAAAUAUAUUGUAGUGUUUUGGGUUUUGGGACAUCAUUUUUUUUUUACUUUUACAAACACUUUUACACAAACUUGCCAUUUGUUGAUCAGUUUUAAAAUCUCACAAUUAAAGGGAAUGUCUGUCGAGCUUAUGUUAGCUGACUUUACCAAAUGUUUGAUGCAUUUGAGUGGGUUCUUUUCAGUAAAAGUAGACCAUUAUCAAAACUGAUUCUUUAGGCAUUGCUAGACUACUUUAAAUGCAAAACAUACUGACAUGUAUUUCUAAAUAUAGAAGUCCUACAUCAUUUUAAAGCUAUAGUUUAGCCAAAAUGACUAUUUGCUGAAUAUUUACUCCGUUUCAGACCAUCCAAGAUGUAAAUGAGUUAGUUUUUUCAUUUGAUCAAAUUUGGAGACAUUUAGCAUUACAUAAUUUGUUCACCAGUGCAUCCUUUAUAUGUAGUGAAUGGGUGCCGUCUGAAUGAGAGGCCAAAAAUCUGAUAAAAACACCACAAUAAUUCACAAACUCCAGUCCAUAAAGUAAUUAUUUUGUGAAGUGAAAAGUUGCAUCUUUCUAAGAAACUAAUUUGCAUCUUGGAAGACCUUGGGGUAAAUUCAGCAAUUUUUUUUUCUUUAACACCAGGAUAAUGUAUUUAAAUUGCCUUUCAAAUCCUAAUUUUUUGGUUUGUUAGCGGCAUUCAUUAUUCUCAGGCAAAAAGCAUCUUUAUGAAUAAAUGUAAACUAGACUUGAACUAAACUUUAGACCUCUCUGAACAGUAUUAUUUGUUGUUGCACUACAGCAACAGAGGUUUAGCCUACUAUUCAGGGAACAUUCAUGUUACACUCCCCAUGGUUUUCCAUUUAAAAUUAUCUUUGCCUGACAAUGAACAAGUAAAAGCAAAUAAACUUCUCAUGAGUA
This is a messenger RNA of Carassius gibelio (silver crucian carp), 3769 nucleotides long. RefSeq names its product solute carrier family 35 member D3. NCBI's taxonomy places the organism in Eukaryota, Metazoa, Chordata, Actinopteri, Cypriniformes, Cyprinidae. The record is from RefSeq and is a predicted model, not a curated record. The transcript has 2 exons. Gene Ontology annotation, cellular component: Golgi apparatus. Gene Ontology annotation, molecular function: antiporter activity. The coding region runs from base 856 to 2121 and encodes 421 amino acids.